This is a messenger RNA of Westerdykella ornata, 1521 nucleotides long. RefSeq names its product aspartyl aminopeptidase. Lineage: Eukaryota; Fungi; Ascomycota; Dothideomycetes; Pleosporales; Sporormiaceae. Gene Ontology annotation, molecular function: metalloaminopeptidase activity; zinc ion binding. Gene Ontology annotation, biological process: proteolysis. The transcript is spliced from 2 exons. The record is from RefSeq and is a predicted model, not a curated record. The coding region runs from base 1 to 1521 and encodes 506 amino acids. Gene Ontology annotation, cellular component: fungal-type vacuole.
AUGGCUAAGAUCGCAUCCAUCACGAGCGCUGAAGACUUCCUCUCUUUCGUCAACGCCUCGCCCACCCCCUUCCAUGCUGUCAAAUCAGCCAGAGAGCGCCUCGAGAAGGCCGGCUUUAAGCAGAUCAAGGAACGGGAUUCGUGGUCCUCUACACUUCAACCCGGCGGGAAAUACUUCCUCACCCGCAACGGCUCCUCCAUUGUCGCUUUCGCCAUUGGCAAGAAAUGGAAGCCAGGCAAUCCCGUCGCCAUGAUUGGUGCUCAUACCGAUUCGCCCUGCCUCCGCAUCAAGCCCGUAUCGAAGCGCCAGAACGACGGAUUCCUCCAGGUCGCCGUAGAAACAUAUGGUGGUGGUCUCUGGCACACAUGGUUUGACAGAGACCUGUCCAUCGCCGGUCGUGUCAUGGUCAGGACGAUGAGCGGCACCAUUGAGCCACGUUUGGUGAAGGUGGAGAGACCCAUUCUGAGAAUACCGACCCUUGCGAUCCACCUUAACCGUCAAGAGAAAUUCGAGUUCAACAAGGAGACGCAGUUGUUCCCGAUUGCCGGGUUGGCUGCCGCUGAAUUGAACCGGCAAGGGAAGACCGAUGAGUCCAAGGAGGAGGAGAAGAAAUCCGAGGGCCCCUUCGAGCCAUUGGCGACACCUCUGCAGCGGCACCACCCAUAUAUCGUCGACAUCAUCGCUGAGGAAGCGGGUGUAGAAGCGACCGAAGUGGUCGACUUUGAACUUCUUCUAUACGAUACGCAGAAAUCGGUUAUUGGUGGGCUGAACAAUGAGCUCAUCUUCUCCCCUCGCUUGGACAACCUCAUGAUGUCUUAUUGCAGCGUGGAGGGCCUCAUAAACAGUUUGGCGUCACCGACAGCAUUGGACAAGGACUCGACGAUUCGGCUCAUUGCGCUAUUCGAUCAUGAGGAGAUCGGGAGUCAAACCGCACAGGGAGCGGACUCAAAUCUUCUCCCUGCUGUUUUACGUCGGAUCUCUGUGCUGCCUGCCUCUGAGACUAAUUCGGAGAGGUCCUAUGACAAGCUCGAGGACACUGCAACCGCUUACGAACAGACGCUCUCCACCUCCUUCCUCAUAUCUGCCGACAUGGCGCACUCAGUGCAUCCGAACUAUCCCGCGUCUUACGAGGCUCAGCAUCGGCCAGAGAUGAACAAAGGAACAGUGAUCAAAGUCAACGCCAACGCGCGGUAUGCCACAAACUCUCCGGGCAUAGUUCUGCUGCAAGAGGCGGCCCGCAGGGCGAAGAAGGCUUCUUACGGCCCAUCUGCAGCUGCGCAUACCGAAGGUGUCCCUCUUCAGGUAUUUGUCGUCCGCAAUGACUCGUCAUGCGGGAGCACCAUUGGACCAAUGCUCUCAGCGGCUCUGGGAGCUAGAACGCUUGAUCUGGGCAAUCCGCAGCUCAGCAUGCACAGUAUCCGGGAGACGGGAGGGGCGCACGAUGUCGAGCACGCGGUGAAUCUGUUUGAGAGUUUCUUCGUCAACUACGAGGAGCUGGAGAAGAAGAUUGUCGUGGAUUGA